Messenger RNA from Corylus avellana, 2875 nucleotides. RefSeq names its product potassium transporter 2 (gene KT2). The record is from RefSeq and is a predicted model, not a curated record. Gene Ontology annotation, molecular function: potassium ion transmembrane transporter activity. Gene Ontology annotation, biological process: potassium ion transmembrane transport. Gene Ontology annotation, cellular component: plasma membrane. Lineage: Eukaryota; Viridiplantae; Streptophyta; Magnoliopsida; Fagales; Betulaceae.
ACGUGAUUGUGCCUUCUCUUCGCCAUCCCUUAACUUUAGUCCUAUAUUUGUGCUGUUUUCCCUGUGAAAAAUGCAACUCUUUCUGCAUAUGCAUAAUUGCAUGUACUGUUAGUUUGAAUUUUGCCAUUCUUUUUAUCAUGCAUCUUUUGAUCUUUAUGAGUUUAACCCUGUAUAUGGGUACAAAUUUUCGUGCUGGACUAGUUCUCUCAACUGAAGGGCCACAAACGGUGACGUGUUAGCACAGAGCUGAAGCUAUCUUUGUUCAAAAGCAUAACUUGAGGGUCAGAAAAAUGGAUCUUGACCAUGGGAAGUGUUGGAAAACUUCAAAGAAGGAGUCUUGGAAGACCAUCCUGCUCUUGGCCUACCAAAGCCUUGGUGUAGUAUACGGGGACUUGAGCAUUUCCCCUUUAUACGUUUACAAAAGCACAUUUGCAGAAGAUAUUGAACAUUCAGAGACCAACGAAGAGAUUUUUGGCGCUCUUUCUUUUGUAUUCUGGACUCUUACAUUAAUCCCUCUAUUCAAGUAUGUCUUUAUAGUCCUUCGCGCUGAUGACAACGGAGAGGGUGGUACUUUUGCUCUUUAUUCGUUGAUAUGUAGGCAUGCAAAAGUAGGCCUUCUACCCAACCGGCAGGUUGCGGAUGAAGCGCUCUCUACAUAUAAACUAGAACAACCUCCAGAGAAGAAAAACAGUUCAGGGUUGAAAUUGUUUCUUGAGAAAUACAAAGCCUUGCACACAGCUCUCCUACUUUUGGUUCUUCUUGGCACAUGUAUGGUAAUUGGAGAUGGACUCCUCACUCCAGCCAUUUCAGUCUACUCUGCGGUGUCUGGUCUCGAGUUAUCCAUGUCCAAGGAGCACCACCAGUAUGCUGUGGUUCCAAUUACUUGCUUCAUACUAGUGUGUCUAUUUGCACUUCAACACUAUGGCACCCAUCGGGUUGGGUUUUUCUUUGCACCAGUUGUGUUGACAUGGCUACUAUGCAUCAGUGCCCUUGGCUUAUACAAUAUAAUCCACUGGAAUCCACAUGUCUAUGAAGCUCUUUCUCCAUAUUAUAUGUUCAAAUUCUUGAAGAAGACAAGGAUAAGUGGAUGGAUGUCUUUGGGUGGAAUAUUAUUGUGCAUAACAGGUUCAGAGGCUAUGUUUGCUGAUCUUGGCCACUUCUCAUAUACGGCAAUUCAGAUUGCUUUCUCCUUUCUGGUCUAUCCAGCUCUUAUAUUGGCAUAUAUGGGUCAAGCUGCGUACUUGUCAAAGAAUUACCACACCAGCCAUAGGAUCAGUUUUUAUGUCUCAGUUCCAGAAUCUGUGAGGUGGCCGGUGCUUGUACUUGCCAUUCUUGCUUCUGUUGUGGGAAGCCAAGCAAUCAUCAGCGGAACAUUCUCUAUCAUAAACCAGAGCCAAUCACUUGGUUGCUUCCCAAGAGUCAAGGUUAUUCACACCUCUGACAAGAUUCAUGGCCAGAUUUAUAUCCCUGAGAUCAAUUGGAUUCUCAUGAUCCUCUGCAUUGCUGUGACCAUUGGAUUCAGAGACACUAAACACUUGGGGAAUGCAUCUGGGUUAGCGGUGAUGACGGUGAUGUUAGUGACAACAUGCCUCACUUCCUUGGCUAUUAUCCUUUGUUGGCACAAGUCACCUAUCAUAGCUAUUUCCUUCCUACUCUUCUUUGGCUCUAUUGAAUUACUCUACUUCUCAGCUUCACUUACCAAGUUCAGAGAGGGUGCCUGGCUCCCCAUUCUUCUAGCCCUUUUCCUUAUGACUAUCAUGUUUGUUUGGCACUAUGCAACCAUCAAGAAAUAUGAAUAUGACCUUCACAACAAGGUUUCAUUAGAAUGGCUCUUAGCCUUAGGUCCAAGCUUAGGAAUUGCUCGAGUUCCUGGAAUUGGCCUAGUGUUCACUGAUCUUACCUCUGGCAUUCCAGCUAAUUUCUCCCGCUUUGUCACCAACCUCCCUGCCUUCCACCGCAUCCUUGUCUUUGUGUGCAUAAAAUCAGUACCUGUCCCUUUUGUGCCCCCUGCUGAGAGAUAUCUUGUGGGCCGUGUGGGUCCUCCAGCUCAUCGGUCCUACAGAUGUAUUGUCCGGUAUGGAUAUCGUGAUGUUCAUCAAGAUGUUGAUUCUUUUGAAACUCAGCUGGUUGAUAGAUUAGCUGAUUUCAUCCGCUAUGAGUGGCAUCGAACACGUGAGACUAUAUGCAACGGGGAUGAUGCAUCACAAUCUAACGAAUCAUCCAGUGAGUGUAGAUUGGCUGUGAUUGGAACAGUGGCAUUCCCCGGACAACGAACUUUUGAGAUUGAGGAGACCAUGCAGCCAGCAAGUGUAUCCGUUGAGUUCCCAACUGUAGAAAGUGUGACAGAUGUUAUUGAGAUGCAACCAGAAGGCGUUAUUGAAAGAAGAGUGAGGUUUGCUAUUGAUGAUGAGUCUGACACUGAUGAACGAGCUAAUAUGGCUGAGCAACUGCAAGAAGAGCUGGAAGAUCUGCAUACAGCUCAAGAAGCUGGGACUGCAUUCAUACUGGGGCACUCGCAUGUUCGCGCAAAGCAAGGAUCUUCUGUCCUGAAGCGACUGGCCGUCAACUUUGGAUACAAUUUCUUGAGGAGGAAUUGCCGAGGGCCAGAUGUGGUGCUCAAGGUGCCACCAGUGUCUCUUCUUGAGGUUGGCAUGGUUUACAUUGUGUAGGCCACAUAUGUAACUAGUUUUGUUUUUUUUGUUUUUCCCUGAAUUGAUGUAGAGCAACACCUGAAAGAGGUUUGCAAGUAUGAUGAAUGUGCAGACUGAGGACGUUUAUGAAAAUACCAACUCUAGUUUCAUGCAUGAUGCAUCACAUGUAUGAAUUAAUGGGAAAUGAAGUAUUAUCAUAAAAAUGUGAAAAAUCUUGCAUCUUA